Triticum urartu is the source of this 912-nucleotide messenger RNA. RefSeq names its product putative disease resistance RPP13-like protein 1. NCBI's taxonomy places the organism in Eukaryota, Viridiplantae, Streptophyta, Magnoliopsida, Poales, Poaceae. The record is from RefSeq and is a predicted model, not a curated record.
ACCAACCAGGGGAUGCUCCGUCAGCUCAAGAUGUUGCGGCAAGGAAUGUACAGAGGCCACUACGUUCUCGAUGCCUUACUGGCAUUUUUUCAAGUCGCUUGCAUUCGGAAGCACAAACCCUGAUGAACAGCCAAAACUGGCAACAAUGGCCAUGGAGAUUGCUUUGGAACAGAGACAGGAUUUCACAAGCGCACAUAUCGUUGCUGGGAUACUGCGAGCUAACAUCAAUGCUCGAUUUUGGCGCACAAUUCUUGAAUGUGUAAGAGCAUAUAAACGGACAAAUCUCCUUUUGUUUGACCAGCACCCAUACUUUCGUUUGCGGGUAGAUGAACCGGUGUACUAUUGGACCUUGGAGAAGAGCCGCAGAUAUUUCUUGAUUUGCAACUAUCAUCAGUCAGAUUCCACCGAGAGUGUUCCAAAGAUCAGUGUGCAGGACAUUCUCCUAGGACGUGGUGGUACACUACCCUAUGGAGAAUUUGAGGCUCUUUCAUGGAGGUCUAGCAUACCGCCCUACUACAACUACAUGGUAAGCUGUAAGAUGCAAGCACCACAACUUACAGUGGGAAGGAAGAGGCGCGUGCAUCAAGAGGAACAACAUUUUAUUUGAAAGUCUGCCACACACGUCAUGUAUGUUACUGCCUUUUCCUGCAAAUUGGGAAAUGUUAUUACACUGGCUUUAGAAGUCUUGCCAAGUUUAAACACAUAUGUCUGUUAGUGUGCAGGCUCUAGGCAUGGAGUCGCUGUAUCCUAGUAGUACAAGUGUUUGCAUGUCGAGUAUGUUAUGCUUGUGUUCAGGUAAGUACAUUCAGAGUCGAGGCGAUGUUUGCAUGUCUGAUAAAAUAGAGUCCAAACAUGUUGCAUUUAUAAAUUUGAGUAUCUGAGUCUGUAUGUAUCCUAUUGACCUGUGAGGGU